Anoplopoma fimbria (sablefish) is the source of this 2541-nucleotide messenger RNA. Its product is annotated as retinoic acid receptor alpha-B-like. The transcript is spliced from 9 exons. The record is from RefSeq and is a predicted model, not a curated record. Lineage: Eukaryota; Metazoa; Chordata; Actinopteri; Perciformes; Anoplopomatidae. The coding region runs from base 795 to 2231 and encodes 478 amino acids. Gene Ontology annotation, cellular component: nucleus; transcription regulator complex. Gene Ontology annotation, molecular function: nuclear receptor activity; zinc ion binding; nuclear glucocorticoid receptor binding. Gene Ontology annotation, biological process: cellular response to corticotropin-releasing hormone stimulus; retinoic acid receptor signaling pathway; regulation of transcription by RNA polymerase II.
UACGGGGAAAGCUACGUUCACGGAUUUGAAAGGACAAACAGGACUGGUUGUGACACGGAGGAGUAGUCUGUCCGCUAAAUGGACUGGUCGCCCGGCUGGCUACGAGGAUUAGCAAGCGUCAUGACAAUUACAUAAUAUCGUUCUUGCCACAAAAAUAAAUAAAAAAACAGCGAACAAACUGCUAGCGGGAGCGACGUAGGACCCGUAUACAACCAGUAUACAACCAACCAGUAUACAACCAACCAGUAUACAACCAGUCCACAGUCCACCCGUAGAGACCCGGGCUGUGGACGCUGAGGUCAUUGUGAACUCUUGGACAUAUAGUAGCCUAACCGUGUGUCGUCCCCUCUUUUUCUCUCUUUAUGCUACAAAGUAACGACGGCUACAACUCCAACUAGCAUAACUGUGAAGUUAGCGGCACUUGUAGCAAAUGUAAAAAAAAAAACACAAGAUAAAGAAGACCGCAAGCGUCGUCUUAACUUCCGGUCGGGCAAAGUCGACAUAACGCACGGCGACGUUUGACAGUAACCCGCCCGUGGUCCUCCAAGGGGCUGAAAGGUCACCGGGACCGGUCAUCUCUCUCUCUUUUCUCUCUCCUCCUCCUCCUCCUCCUCCUCCUCCUCCCAUCAGUCCGUUAUGAAGAUGUGAACUCUUCCCUCCCUCCCCUUCCUCUUUCUCUCUUCGCCGUCCCGGACGCUUUGAUCUUUUUUCCCUAUUUUCUUUUUUCCUCUCUCCCCCCUAUUUGGUACAACGAGAUCAAAGUGGGCGACUCCCGCCUCUCUCUCUCUCGGGGGAUGUACGAAAGCGUGGAUGUUGUGGGUUUCAGCCCGAGCCCGAGCAGCCCCAAUCCCGGCUCUUUUCUGGGCAUGGACUACUACCACAGACCCCCGGGGCUCGGGCCGGAGAAGGGACUGCUGUCCGGUGUCGGAGGGCUCCAGCGGCCGUUCGGAGGGUCCCUGGUGACCAGCAGACACUGGAGCGGAUCCAGCCACUCCAUCGAGACUGAGAGCACAAGUUCGGGAGAGGACCUUCUCGUCCCCAGCCCCGCCUCUCCUCCACCUCCACCGCGCAUCUACAAGCCCUGCUUUGUAUGUCAGGACAAAUCCUCAGGAUACCACUAUGGAGUCAGCGCCUGCGAGGGUUGCAAGGGUUUCUUUCGGAGGAGCAUCCAGAAGAACAUGGUGUACACGUGUCACCGAGACAAAGUGUGCGUCAUAAACAAGGUGACGAGGAACCGGUGUCAGUCCUGUCGGCUGCAGAAAUGCCUCGAAGUUGGCAUGUCCAAGGAGUUGGUGCGAAACGACAGGAUGAAGAAGAAGAAGGAGGAUAAGAGGCAGGGUGAGACGGAGAUCUACGUCCUGUCGGCAGACACGGAGCAGAUGAUCGAACGAGUCCGCCGGGCCCACCAGGACACAUUUCCCUCCCUCGGCCAGCUGGGAAAAUACACCACGAGCAACAGCGCAGAGCACCGAGUCUCUCUGGAUGUCAGUCUCUGGGACAAGUUCAGUGAGUUGUCCACCAAGUGCAUCAUCAAGACGGUGGAGUUCGCCAAGCAGCUACCUGGUUUCACAACGCUAACCAUCGCCGACCAGAUCACCCUGCUCAAAGCCGCCUGCCUCGACAUACUGAUUCUGAGGAUCUGCACCCGCUACACCCCUGAGAAAGACACCAUGACCUUCUCCGACGGUCUGACCCUGAACCGCACUCAGAUGCACAACGCCGGGUUUGGACCUCUCACGGACCUGGUGUUCUCCUUCGCGAACCAGCUGCUGCCGCUCGAGAUGGACGACGCAGAGACGGGAUUGCUCAGCGCCAUCUGCCUGCUCUGUGGAGACCGUCAGGAUCUGGAGGAGUCGGACAAGGUGGAUGUUCUUCAGGAGCCGAUGCUUGAAGCCUUGAAGAUGUAUGUGAGGAGGAGGAGGCCAGAGAAACCCUGCAUGUUCCCCAAGAUACUGAUGAAGAUUACUGACCUCAGGAGCAUCAGUGUGAAAGGAGCGGAGCGAGUGAUCACGCUGAAAAUGGAGAUACCCGGCUCAAUGCCUCCUCUCAUCCAGGAAAUGCUGGAGAACUCCGAGGGACUGGAGGGGCAGGGGGCCGGGGGAGGAAAAGGGGGAGGAGGAGGAGCCAGAGAAGAGGAUGAAACGGAGCUCGGAAGCCGCCAUCCAAGUCCGUCGCCCAUAUCGCUUUCCUCCCCGAGCCGGAGCCCCGCGCCCCGCUCCCCCUCCACCUGAAGCUCCACACUCCCCUUUCGCGUGCCGGUAGGAGGACUAAACAUCUCGGUGGCGUGAGGUCGAAUGAAAGCCGUUAAACUCUGCUGCCCGGACCGGAUUUGUUUUCACAGACGCCAUGGUUUUACACAUCAAAUGCAGAAAAUAAACAGCAUUUCCUGAUUCCAGAAGGUUAAUUAUACGCUGACCGUAUGAACCUAAACGAAGGAUUGGGUAAAGACUGAAUGUGGACGGACUGAUGACGAGGACCUCUUAAAUCAAACAUUUUCUCCUUCAUGAAAAGUCAUGUAUAUUUGCAGAAUCACUGUGUUAU